Pseudozyma flocculosa PF-1 is the source of this 621-nucleotide messenger RNA. RefSeq lists its product as uncharacterized. Gene Ontology annotation, cellular component: ribosome; cytosol; small ribosomal subunit. NCBI's taxonomy places the organism in Eukaryota, Fungi, Basidiomycota, Ustilaginomycetes, Ustilaginales, Ustilaginaceae. The transcript has 3 exons. The coding region runs from base 1 to 621 and encodes 206 amino acids. Gene Ontology annotation, molecular function: RNA binding; structural constituent of ribosome. The record is from RefSeq and is a predicted model, not a curated record. Gene Ontology annotation, biological process: translation.
AUGAUGGUCGCGCUGCGAGCACAGCGAAUCGGCACGAGACCGUCCACGAGACUGUCCAAGAUCGGAUCAGGCGUCAGCGACACGCUGCGACACGCUGCGACACGCUGCGACGGCUGCGACGGCUGCGACGGCUGUACCAACUGGCGGGACUUUGCGACGAUCGACGCUCGACAAACGACAAUGAUGCUGGCCCUGGACGGCGGUCGUCUCCUCAACACCAACGUUGACGGAAAGAUCAAGAUCCAGUACGCCCUGACACAGAUCAAGGGUGUCGGUCGCCGAUACUCCAACAUCGUUUGCAAGAAGGCCGAUAUCGACCUCUCCAAGCGCGCCGGUGAGCUCAACUCGGACGAGCUCGAGCGCAUCGUCACCAUCCUGCAGAACCCCGCCGAGUUCAAGAUCCCGGCCUGGUUCCUCAACAGGCAGAAGGACAUUGUCGACGGCAAGAACGCCCACAUCCUGUCCAACGGCCUCGACUCGAAGCUGCGUGAUGACCUCGAGCGCCUGAAGAAGAUCAAGGCCCACCGUGGUAUCCGCCACUACCUCAACCUCCGCGUCCGUGGUCAGCACACCAAGACCACCGGCCGCCGUGGCCGCACCGUCGCCAACAAGAAGAAGUAA